Molecule: messenger RNA, 933 nt
Organism: Ochotona princeps (American pika)
Lineage: Eukaryota; Metazoa; Chordata; Mammalia; Lagomorpha; Ochotonidae
Product: olfactory receptor 2AP1-like
Exons: 1
Coding region: 1-933 (310 amino acids)
Biological process (GO): G protein-coupled receptor signaling pathway
Cellular component (GO): membrane
Molecular function (GO): olfactory receptor activity; G protein-coupled receptor activity
Source: RefSeq, a predicted model, not a curated record
AUGAGAAAUAAAACCAUACUAACUGAGUUCAUCCUGCUGGGUUUCACAGACGUCCCUGAACUCCAGGUGGUCGUUUUCACCUUUCUUUUCCUGUCCUACUUGUUCAGCAUGAUUGGGAACUUGACUAUUCUCGUCCUCACCUCUAUAGACUCCCAUCUUCAGACCCCCAUGUACUUCUUCCUCCAGAACUUCUCCUUUUUGGAAAUUUCUUUCGUAAACAUCUUCAUCCCCAGGGUCCUGAUCAGUAUCACUACAGGAAACAAGAGGAUCAGUUUUGCUGGCUGCUUUACUCAGUAUUUCUUUGCAAUAUUCUUAGGGGCAACAGAGUUUUAUCUUCUGGCUGCCAUGUCCUACGAUCGCUACGUGGCCAUCUGCAAACCCCUGCAUUACACAAUGAUCAUGAGCAGCAGAGUCUGCGUUAGUCUGGUUCUCAGCUCUUGGCUUGGUGGGUUAAUAGCUAUUAUACCACCAAUCACUAUAAUGAGUCAGCAGGACUUUUGUGCAUCCAACAAGCUGAAUCAUUACUUCUGUGACUUUGAGCCUCUUCGAGAAGUCUCCUGUUCAGACACACACCUGGUAGAGAAGGUUGUCUUCCUGGUGUCGUCUGUGACCCUGUUAGUCACCCUGCUGCUGGUGGCUCUCUCCUAUAUAUCCAUCAUCAGCACCAUUCUGAAGAUCCCCUCUGCCCAGCAACGGUCAAGAGCAUUUUCCACCUGCUCUUCCCACAUGAUUGUCAUCUUCAUCUCUUAUGGAAGCUGCAUCUUCAUGUAUGUUAAACCCUCAGCAAAAGAAAACAACAGCUCCUUCAACAAAGGAGUUGCUAUACUCAUCACUUCUGUGGCCCCGUUGCUGAACCCCUUCAUUUACACCCUAAGGAACCAACAGGUCAAACAAGCUUUCCAGAUUACAGUCAAAAAACUCAUACAUCUUUAA